Messenger RNA from Aspergillus calidoustus, 1959 nucleotides. The record is from the annotation of a GenBank genome assembly. NCBI's taxonomy places the organism in Eukaryota, Fungi, Ascomycota, Eurotiomycetes, Eurotiales, Aspergillaceae.
AUGUCGCCCUCCAAGAGGCCCCUUCUAGCCGAUGAAGAGCUUGGAAAGAAAGAUGACGACCACAGGCCGACGACAUCAUUAGAGCAGCAAUGGCAACCAAAGUCAUGGAAGCGUCCGCGGCGCCGGCGCAUAUUCCUUGCCCUUUUUAUGCUGUACAUGGUCUAUCUAUUUUUCAAAAACAUGCCAACGGACCUUCCGUCUGCAAGAGAGCGCAUGAAAUCCAGAUUACCUCCGUCACAACAUGUUCUGCCUGGGGAAGCUCCUCCACCUGGAAUGGCUUCAACCCACCCUCCUCCGAGGGGCGAGUCCGGCCUUGAGAAUAAGGACGAAUACUAUUACGAGGGACAGAUACAGUUUUACGAGCUGGGAAAGUCAUUGAAGCUAUUUCAACCAUCUGCCCGCCCGACUACAUCCAACAGUGUAAUUUUCGCGGCUUCGAGUUUGGGGAGUGUUUCGGACCUUUUACCGCUUGCGUGUCGCAUGGUGGAGGUUAAACUGAACAAAGUGCACUUUUUGCUGAUGGGAAGGGAUGAUAUUUCGAUCGAGGACAUUCAAAGGGUUAAUGGCCUGGCGCAUACACGCUGUCCGAUCCACUGGCAUGAUGCUCGCGUCGAUUAUGCCCGAUGGUCCACCGAUGCUCGUAUGGAGGAGGCUGUGGCCGCCGUUCUGCCGUAUAUUCAGACAUAUCUCAAGCCACAAGUUCUCGUUACACAAGGAGAUUCCUGGGAAGACUCGUACUUCUUGAGGGGACUUCAAAAAGCACGCAAUCUUGGGGUACCACACAUCAAACUCACUCAUGCUGCAAGGGACCUAAUGUGGCUAGCUUCUCUUGACAGUACUGCUCUUCGAUCUUGGAAUGAUGUCCACGUCGAGUUUCUUAUUCAGGCUCCGCGUAAUUCUGCAGGAUCGAUUAUCAAAUUGAUUCGGUCCUUAGAGCGUGCGGACUUCCUUGGAUGUAGCCCGAGCCUAACUAUUGAGCUUCCGUCUCAAGUAGAUUCGGGACUCUUACACUUUCUUGAGAAACUCAAAUGGCUUUCUGACACGCCUGGCAAGUUGACUCUUCGCCGACGGAUUGGCCUGCACGAGAUGACCCCUCAUGAGGCAGCUUUACGCGCCGUUGAAGCCUUCUAUCCGAGAAACCCUUUGCUAUCGCAUGUCCUUGUACUCUCGCCGGACAUGGAGCUAGCCCCAUGUUUUUUCCACUACUUGAUGUAUAUCAUCCUAAGCUACCGACAUUCGACUCGCUCUCAGACGAUACAUUCAGACCUCUUUGGGGUCUCACUCGAGCUCCCAUCGUUACAGCUUACCAAUGAUGAGCCUUUCGAGCAGCUCAAUCUUGACAAGACUCAGUUUGCUAAGCAGAAUAUCCUAGGCUCACUGCCCCUAUUCUUAUGGCAGGCCCCGAAUAGCAAUGCCGCCCUAUAUUUCGGUGACAAAUGGGCGGAGCUGCAUUCGUUCCUUUCUCAGCGACUUGCAGCGAAAGAUACAGCUGGAAAACCUCCAAAGCAGGAAAAGGUUAUCUCAAGAAGAUAUCCUGCCUUCCUAGAGUUCAUGCACGAGCUGCUCCGUGCCCGAGGAUAUUAUCUACUCUACCCGGCGUUUCCCGUUAAUGGACGACUUUCUAUUGCAAAAUUCCACGAUGACCUAUUCCAGAUUCCUGAGGAAUUUGCGAAGGAUAUCUCCGAGUCUCUCUCGAACGGCCGUCAGGUAUUCGCGUCCUCCGAGAGAUCCCUCAGCGAAGCUUCAACCCUGAUGCCGCUUCUGGAUACAUUCUCGUUGGAGCCGCCUGAUAUCAGUCAUUUACCGCUGCUCUCGGACCGAGGCAAAGAGAUAUCAGGGUCUGACUUCGCUCACGAUACGGAGAACUAUCUGAGAGGAUUCCGAGUACGUUAUGGAGGUUGUCCUGAGGACUUGCUUGCGGAUAAUAUGAGCGCAGAGGAACUAUUCUGCAAAGAAUAA